Messenger RNA from Neospora caninum, 3042 nucleotides. RefSeq names its product putative BT1 transmembrane domain-containing protein. Lineage: Eukaryota; Apicomplexa; Conoidasida; Eucoccidiorida; Sarcocystidae. Bases 1 to 3042 code for a protein of 1013 amino acids. The record is from RefSeq and is a predicted model, not a curated record. The transcript has a single exon.
AUGGCGUCUCUCGCGUGUUGUUUGUCGGCGAAUCCCCUCGCUGCGUUGGCCGCAGGUUGUUGGGGGCGGUGCGCCGGAAAGAAGUCGGCCAGCGCUCAAGACGCCUCGGGGCCUGACGUCGUUCGUCUGUGCACCUGCUCCAAGUCCCUCUCCGGCAGCUUCGCGAAGCAGGCCUCGGGCUUGUCCGUCUACGCGGACCGGGGAUCAGGUGGGGAAUCGAGGCCUGGCUUUCUCCGGAAAUUCAGCGGUCCAGUGGUGUCAAAGGGCGACAGCAGCCUCGAGGACGGCGCGGAGGAAAGUGGAGCCAAGUCGUCGCGAUCCAGCGACAGAAAGCAUCGCGCCUUGCCGCGCGCGGACUCGGACGAUGUCGAGAUGGGCGCGGGGGAGUCGGGCGCGGGAGCAGACACAGAGGAAAACUUGGAAAGUUGUGUGGAACCGGUGCCUGGACGCCGGAACGUCUGUCCGACCUGCGGAGGCGUUGUCGCGUCUCCCGGCGAGACCUUGAUUCUUGUUCCGCCCCUGGAGGUCGACGAAGAGGACAGCGUCGCUGAGCAGCGACGCAAGAAGACUUGCCAGGAAUCGUGUUUCGAUCGCCUGGAACACAUCAAUCCAGUGAACCUGCUCCGCUUCGCAGCUCGGGUUCGUCGCCAUGUCGGAAGUCCUUUCUUCCUUCUCCUCCUCUCUGUGUUUGGCGGCGUGCGCGGGAUCUUGUACGGCCUCACGCACCGCUCCCUGCUUCCCUACUUGAAGAGUAUCGACCAAGACGCAGCAACGUACCAAGGCAUAGACGCCCUCGGAACCGUCAUCUGGGGCAUGAUGGGUGUGGUCGGUACCAUCAGCGACUCAGUUCCCCUGGGCGGGUACCACAAGCGCUACUACAUGCUCAUCGCGAACGUCGUCGGAGUGUGUGGGGUCACGCUGCUCGCCACGUGUCCCGCGCACCUGGUUGCGCAGAACGUGUGGAUCGUCGGGUUGGCCAUGUUCCUCAUCUGUACGCAGAUGAGCACCUUGGUUCUCAUGUGUUCCGGCAAGUACAGCGAAAUGAUGGAGAAGAAUCCGGAAAUGAAGGCGGACAUUGUGACAUUUGUCUUCAUGUGUUGGAUGGUCGGGAACCUCAUCGGAACGUCAAUUGUGGGUCCCAUCUCGGACGCCGUGGGGACGCAGCCGCUGUACUACCUGGCUCUGCCCAUUGCGGCCCAGUCCGUGGUGCCGAUCGUCCUGGGUUUCCUUCCCGAGGAAAAGGUUCAGUUCCGGAUUCUGACGAACAAACUGUUGGGACACAAACGGUUCUUCCUCAUGGCUUUGGCCAUCGGAGUGGCGGCGACUGGCGUCGUCGUCAUCACCAUUGCGUUCCCCGGUUCGAGCGCCGUCAUGAUUCCGUACUGCAGCCUGGUUUCCGUCUUCCUCAUUGCUCUCUGUCUGUUCUGUCUCCCUCCCAAACUCGCCAAGUGCAACCUGUAUCUCUUCCUCUGGGGCCUAGUCAACGUCUCCGUCUCCGGCGCCCUCGACUUCUUCUACACAGCGAGCCCAAAGUGCCUUCCCGAUGGCCCUCACUUUGACUACACAUACUACGCGACCUACAUCUCCGUCGCAGGCGCUCUGGCGAACUGGGCGGGCAUCUGGGUGUUCCACUCGUUCUUGGCGGACUGGACCUUCCGGCACGUCUUCUGGUUGUCGAUUGCCGUGCGCGCUGUCGCGUCGCUCUUCGACUACGUCAUGGUGCUUCGGCUCAAUCUGUACAUUGGCAUUCCUGACAAGUUCAUGUAUCUUUUCGGCGAUGCCAUCAUCCUCAACUUGGUCAACACGCUGAACCACAUGCCCGGAUACAUUCUGACCUCUCGCCUGUGUCCGACGGGGCUGGAGAGCACGGCGUACGCCGUGAUGGACGGCAUGUCACAUCUGGGUUGGAAUUUCUCCAAGCAGUUUGGUGUCUUCGCGACGGAGCUGGCAGGCAUUGCGACGGGCGAAAACAGCCCGGGAGGCUGUGACUUCAACAACCUCGGGAACCUCGCUCUCAUUACUCAGGUCGCACUUCCGCUCCUCGCAAUUCCCCUGUCCUUCCUCCUCCUCCCGAACUCUCCAAUGUCUGAGCGCGUUCGACAGGACCUCGACGAAAAUGUGGAGGCCGACAAGACGGAUGAAGGGAAGGGGAACCUCGAGCUGAAGGACAGAGGAAUUAGCGAGAGCACCAAGUGCUCCGCCAUGGACCGGGGCAGCACCACGACCAGUGUCGCCGAAACGGUGACGCCACUGACAGGUGUAUGUACACCGGGAGGCACGAGUGCUGUGAGCGACGUUGACGACGGUGUAUCUCUGGAAGUCGACGAUGAUCUGUUUUUCAAGCCGGCCGGCGGGGACGGGUCGCAAGAUGACGUGGAAGCGCCAGAAAGAAGUUACCUCGGCUCCGAGAGGAGGAUGCGACUGGUUCGAAUAAAGCGGACGGACGCAGACAUGAGCGACACGUCCCAGAUGUCUUCGGAGAUAGAGCCGGCUGGCCACGCCGGAGAGACUGAGGCACUCCGGGCUCCAGCUGGCGACGGGUGUGGCCUCCCAGAAGGUGGACGGUGGUCCCGCGGCGAGUUGGAGUACCCGAGUUGGGACCGGCCGCAGCGGUCGGGUUCGAGUCACCGGGUGGUGUCCCCCUUCCCACACGUGCGUUCUGGGUUAGGUUCCUCGCGUGCAACGCGGGGCGACGAGGGAGGUGACGGGAAUGGGUACAUCAAAAUGCGUCCCGAGAGGGAGAGCCGUGGAAGCGUCAGUCGCGCGUUCCACAUGGUGUCGAGUAGUCCCAGCUCUCCGGCCGGCGAUGACGCUGUGCGGGCGAGGCCUCAGCCAGGGCCGAACAGUCAGAGUGCGUUUGCAUGUGGUGCACAGCGUUCUGACCAUAGUGAAAGCGUAGAAGAGACGGGAGAGGGAACGAUCCCUCUCGGCCUUAGGCACGGCAGUUAUUUCCUUGCAAAGGGAGGCAUUCUUGACUACGCUUGCGACCACGAAGUCGGCGCAGAGUCGCCGACGAAUGGUUCCUUGGCCCGUCUUCAGUGA